CAAACAGCAGACAGAACGAAUCCACGAGAGUCAUGUUUCGACUUCUGCUGCUUUUGGGGUUUUUCAGCCUUGGUGUCUGUCUUCCUCGUCAGUAUCAGUUCAUUAAUGAGAAUAAGACCUGGUCUGAAGCACAGAGAUACUGCAGAGAGAAUUAUGUUGAUUUAGCCCCUAUUAAUAACACUGAAGAGGACUUGGCCCUUACAAACAUAAUAGACAUCUGGAACAGCAGGCGAACCUGGAUUGGACUGUAUGAUGAUCUGAACAGCUGGAAAUGGUCUCUGGAUGAUGAUUCUUUCUACAAGGAGGGAGAGAGAAGCUUUAGAAAUUGGUAUAUACGGAAACCAAGAGGCUGGUAUGGAAUGCGUUUGUGUGUGUAUGUAUCUAAUUAUGAUGGAGUUUGGUGGGAGACAUCUUGUUCCACAAUGUUUUAUUUCAUUUGCUUUGAUGGCAGAGUGAAUGCCAGUGAAAGAUAUGUCCCGGUUUAUCAGAGAAUGGGCUGGACUGAAGCUCAGAGAUACUGCAAAGAGCACUACACAGACCUGGCUAGCGUGAGGAACGAGACUGAGAACCAGAAGAUUAGAUCAAUGCUUAAUAAUACGUAUGAUUCACGUUUUUGGAUCGGCCUGUACAGAACCAUGUCUUGGUCAGAUAAAAGCAACUCUUCAUUCAGCAACUGGAAACCUGGACAACCAGAUGGUUAUGGACAGACUAAAACCUGUAUUGCUGUGUCAUUUAAUUAUAAUGAUUAUUAUUCCUAUUAUUAUUAUUAUGGGAAAUGGAUAGAUGAAAACUGUGAUGAUGCUUUUCCAUUCUUCUGUUACAGCACAAUGUCAUCAUUAACCUCUCGUCAGUAUCACUUUGUUAAUGAGAAUAAGACCUGGACUGAAGCACAGAGAUACUGCAGAGAGAAUUACACUGACCUGGCUACUAUUGAUAACAUGGAGGAAAUGAACACACUACUUAACACAGUAAAUGGCAGCUACUCAGGUUUAGCCUGGAUUGGACUGUAUGGUGAUGAGGACAGUUGGAGAUGGUCUCUGGAUGAUGAUACUUUUUACCAGGCGGGAGAGAGAGACUUCAGAGGAUGGGAACAUCAACCUGAUAACUAUAAUGGAAACGAGAUGUGUGUUUAUAUUACAUCCGAUGGGACCUGGUCUGAUGGAAACUGUUACAAUUAUUUUCAAUUUGUUUGCUCUGAUGGAUGGAAUGGAACAAAAAGUUUCACAUUGAUUAAACAGCCCAUGUCUUGGAUACAGGCUCAGCAUUACUGCACAGUGUAUUACACAGACCUGGCCAGUGUGAGGAACCAAGCAGAUAAUGAACAAAUCCUUAAUCUCACAGGUGGCUCUAACACUUGGAUUGGUCUAUACAGAACCAGACUCUGGUCAGACAAACGGGAAUAUAUGUAUGAAAACUGGAGACCAGCCACUCAGUUUAUACCUGAACAGCCAGAUAAUGGUGCAUAUGUUUAUUGGGAAUAUGGUUUUCAGCACUGCACUGCUGUAUCUCUCACAGAUUCAGGCUACUGGACAGAUGAGAGCUGCAUAAUCACAAUCCCUUUUUUCUGCUAUAAGAAAUCCUGCACAGCAUCCUCAUGUUCCCUCUAUGAGUAUCACUUUAUUAAUCAGAAUAAGACCUGGACCGAAGCACAGAGAUACUGCCGAGACAAAUACACUGACCUGGCCACCAUUAACAGUAUAGAAGAUGUGACGAGACUCCUUAAUACAGCCACAGCAUAUGACAUCUACUUAGGUUUAGCCUGGAUUGGACUGUAUGAUGAUCUAAAGAGCUGGAAAUGGUCUCUGGGUGAUGAUUCUUUCUACAAGAAUGGAGAGAGAAACUUUAGAAACUGGUAUAUAAACAAACCAAGGAACUGGAAUGGGAACAGUUUUUGUGUAGUUUUUUCAAGUUACUCUACACAAUGGAGUGAGGAGUCUUGCUCUCAUACACUUCCAUUCAUUUGUUUUGAUGGUAGAGUGAAUGCCAGUGAAAGCUAUGUUUUGGUUAAACAGAACAUGAACUGGACUGAAGCUCAGAGCUACUGCAGAGAACAUUACACAGAUCUGGCCAGCGUGAGGAACGAGACUGAGAAUUACAGGAUCAGAUUAUUAUUAUUAAGUCAAUCUGAUUAUAAUAAUAAUAAUUAUUAUUAUAAUUAUUAUUAUUAUUAUUAUUAUUAUUAUUAUUAUUACCUUGUUUGGAUCGGCCUGUAUAAAACCAGAUCUUGGUCAGAUCAAAGCAACUCUUCUUUCAACAACUGGAAACCUGGACAACCAGAUAAUUACAGACAGAAUGAAUCCUGUACUGCUGUGUCAUUUAAUGAUUCUGGGAAAUGGACAGAUGAAAAUUGUAGUAAAGGUUUUCCAUUCCUCUGUUACAGCACAAUGUCCUCAAACUUUUCUCAUCAGUAUCACUUUGUUAAUGAGAAUAAGACCUGGACUGAAGCACAGAGAUACUGCAGAGAGAAUUACACUGACCUGGCUACUAUUGAUAACAUGGAGGAAAUGAACACACUCCUUAACACAGUAAAUGACAGCUACUCAGGUUUAGCCUGGAUUGGACUGUAUGAUGAUGUGGACAGCUGGAGAUGGUCUCUGGAUGAUGAUGCUUUCUACCAGGAGGGAGAGAGAGACUUCAGAGGAUGGUACCAUCAACCUGAUAACUAUAAUGGAAAAGAGCUUUGUGUUUCCAUGAACAACAAAGGGGAAUGGUUUGACAGGUCUUGUAAUGACAGAAUUCUAUUUGUUUGUUAUAAUGGUACAAACAUAUAUGUUCAGAUUUAUAACAGCAUGACCUGGGAAGAAGCUCAGAGAUUCUGCAGAGAAAAUUACAUAGACCUGGCCAGUGUGAGGAAUGAGAAUGAACUUCAGCAGAUACUGAGCAUCAUGUAUGGCUAUGAGAUAUGGAUAGGUCUGUAUAGGAACCGGUUAUGGUCAGAUCAGAGCAACUCAAAAUUUACAUAUUGGAGACCAGCAUUUCCAGCACAAGGACCAGAACCUGAUAAUGGUUUGAAUGUAUUUGGUCAAUAUGGAAAUCAACACUGCACAGCUGUGGAUCAUUCAGGCCAAUGGACAGAUGAAAACUGUUCAGACCGCUUACCUUUCGUCUGCUACACUGAUUUCACUCCAGGUGCUGUUAUGGGAGUGCGACUGAAAACCAGAUCUAAUGACAAUCUCUUAUACUCUGAGGUUGCACGAUCUGUGCUGAUGGCACUUGAAGAACAAGUUAGCAAACUGGGACUUUCAAAGAACUGCACUGUGACCAUGAGACGCAUCCGUAAGAUCGAUCCAUGAAGGAGAAAGUCCACAUUCAUGCUCAGAUUAUAAAACAUAUGUUCCAGAUUUUGUGAUGAUUUAAUUUUUGUUUCAUUCAUUGAGCAAUCAUUUAAUCCAGAAGCAUUUAUAAAUGAUUUAGAGAUCUGUUCAUACAAAAUUACUCAUGACUGCAAAUCUCAUAUAAUCACGUAUAAAUGGUUUACAAUUAAUUGAAACAGUUUACUAUAACUGAUAUAUAUAUAUAGUUCUCAACAGCUUCCUGGAUUUGACAAAAUUAUAACAAUAAUAUUGAGUAUAAUAAGAAUAUACUAAAUA
Molecule: messenger RNA, 3590 nt
Organism: Tachysurus vachellii
Lineage: Eukaryota; Metazoa; Chordata; Actinopteri; Siluriformes; Bagridae
Product: macrophage mannose receptor 1-like
Exons: 13
Coding region: 33-3293 (1086 amino acids)
Source: RefSeq, a predicted model, not a curated record